AUGUCUGAGAAAAGUCAGGGAUUUGGUAGUGUAGAAGAGUUCACAUUUAGGAAGCAUGUCAGGUUUGAUGUUCAGUUUCGACUCAGACAGAUAGUUGAUGCACCUCCAAGUGAAAAAGAAAAUCUGUUAAAGGAACUGGAGGCAUUUGCUUUCAGAGGAAUACCAGAAUUAUGUGAUGGGAAAAUCAAAGGCUUAAUGACGCCAUCUUCAAAUCCUGAUGGAGAAGAUUUAGAAGAAAAAAUGUUAGCACAGAGAACUAAACAGAAAGAAUUAAUAACGCAACUUAAAAAUCAGUUGGAAGACCUUGAGAAAUAUGCGUAUGAAACAGGUGAAGCAGGAUUACCACAAAGUGUUGUCAUGGAAAGACAGAGGGUGAUAAUAGAUCAGCUAAAAGGAAAAAUCAACUUAAAUGUAGAUGACAUGGAUAAAUUGACAGUGGAUGAUCUUCGAAGUCAAGUUGAUUAUGCAAUAAGCCAGCUGGUUAACCCAUUGAAGAUGAAAGAACACUUGGUAACUCAGCUGAAAACUCAAAUUUCUGAUUUGGAACGAUUCAUAGAAUUUUUGCAAGGUGAUGGAACGACAGAAAGAAGUAUGAAACACAAGGAAUGUACGUGCAACUGCCCUGUCCAUGGUGGGUUAUCAUCUCUGACAAGAAGGAAAUUUCAAAACAAAAAUGAGGAUGAGAUUCGAGCAGAAACUAUAAACAUAAUGAAGAAAGCAGCUACAAUGUUGCAGAUAUUUGCUGUUGCGCAGUUUGGCUGUGGUAGUGAUCACUUCAAAAAGAACACUUUAAAGAAAACAAUGAAAGCAAAUCACUGGGGAGAUCUACGAGCAAAUCUUGAAUUAGCAGUGGAGUGUGUAAUAGAACUAGCUUCAAACCCUGAGAAUACAUUGGACUCUGAUUACACUUCAGACUCUGAAGAUGCUCCUGUUGUACUCUGUAAUGUUAAGCUCACGUCUGCAGUAAGGAAGCAGUUGGCUCUCAGUAUUCGUGAUUUGAUGCAGCAUGGGUUAAUGCCUGUUGGUCAGAGUGUUAGCGUUGUUCCAUUUAUUGGUUGCUUUCCACAAAUGAAUACAUCUGGCAAAGGAAUGCAUGCCUGGGAACUGAUUUUGAAGUAUUAUGAAUUGAAGAAUGGAGAGCGGUAUAAUUCCACACCAGCUAGAAAGUUAUCACAAAGUUUUAAUUUGGAUAUUGUAGGUGGGACAGCUAUUUCAAAUAAACAGAAUUUGCUGGGUGUCAUAGGAAAUAUAAUCACUACACACACACAGUACAAGAGGAGUUAUGAUUCACAUUUUAAAGCCUUCAUUUGUGCAGCAUUGAAUUCCAAAAAGUUGGUUCCAUGGCUACGUUUAAUAUUUAGAUGCCUCUCACUACUGGAACUCUACUAUCAGUCUUGGAGUUAUGUUGCUAAAACAGGUUUUGAAGAUAGUUUCCGUAGUUUGGAAAGAUUAUCACAGUGCAAAUUUGAAUUGCCUGUGGAUCUGGCAAUCCGUCAAUUUCAAAACAUCAAAGAUGCAUUUUAGCAUUCUGCAGCAUCUAGACAUGUCUGAUGCAUACAAUGUAGUACUACUGCCUAAUAACCAGCAUACAGAAAUCAACUUACCCCAGCAUGAACUGAUGUGAAUGUAGAAUGAUUCUGGUAUCUUAUUUUUUUAAAUUUGGUUUAAUCAGGUGCAUUAAGUUUCUGAUCAACAAAUAAAAUUAAUGGUAAGUUUCAUGUAUGCAAUAUUCUGUAUUAGCAACAAAAUUAUUUAGUAAUUUUAAUUAAAUAUUGUGAUGAUUCAGAGGAGUGAACAGACUGAAGUAUCUCAGUAUGUUCUGCUCACAUAACGUCCUUACCUUUUCAUGGAACAUCCUGUUUGAAGUGAUGAGGUUCUCUUGACUGAGUCUCAGUGCAGCAAGUGUCAUCGUGUGACUUCUGGAUGAAAUGGUAGCACACAAAGCCAGUUUUGUGGUUUGAACUUAAUAUUACCCAAUGCUGGUCAACAGCCUACUAGACUGAUCAUAAUAAGAAUGUCUUAAGCUUGAUAGAAUUAAACAGUAGUUUUAUAAACAUUGUGACCCUUGCAGCUUAAUAUAUAUAAAUAAAUUCGGUUUAACAAUAGGUAUUUUAGCAAAAUAAAACAUAUUGCAGUAUUGUCGCCAUAUGAGAAUCCAGUACAUUCAGUUCUAUAAUGAAGAAGAAACAAGUAAAUGAAUUUACUUCAAUAAAAGAUAUCUUAAUUCCAUUG
This is a messenger RNA of Zootermopsis nevadensis, 2232 nucleotides long. NCBI's taxonomy places the organism in Eukaryota, Metazoa, Arthropoda, Insecta, Blattodea, Termopsidae. The record is from RefSeq and is a predicted model, not a curated record.